Moneuplotes crassus is the source of this 2199-nucleotide messenger RNA. The record is from the annotation of a GenBank genome assembly. Lineage: Eukaryota; Ciliophora; Spirotrichea; Euplotida; Euplotidae.
UGCAAUAACAAUUUAUUUUAUCACAAAUGCAAGCCAGCAGCGGCCCACUAAAUACAUCUGCCAAGCCACACCCUGAUGAAGAGAGGAAGGAUACUUAUCUACCAGCAUCAAGGAGUUCAACAGCUGCAGCACCAGCUAAUUCAUCCCAAGAAGAAGCUAAAAUUGCAAGCCAAAUGAAAAUUAGUCAGCACGAUUCACUCAGAAAAAUAGAAAGUUUUGGAGGAAAAAAGGGUAAAGGAGGCAGAAAGAAGGGUAAGAAAGGUAUUAAAUGGGAGAAAGCCGAUAACACCACAGAAAUGCUAGGCUUUGAAUCGCAAAACGCAUCACCUUUCGAACUUGACAGUGGAUAUAACAUCAACGAGCUUGAUCUAAUGCAUUUUACAGAUCGGCCAGUAAAAAGACGGGCUGGUAAAAAUGUUAAAUUUUCCUCUUCCCAGCAUAUUCAGGCUAAUCACAGGUUUAUCUUGAAGCCAACUAAGGACCAGGAUUACUUCUUUGCUACUUAUGAUCCGGAUUAUAAAGUUGAAUGGGAAGAAAUUUUCAUGGUUUUGGCUAAAAGAAACGCAGAUUACCUCUGCCCAAUCUGCCGGGAGGAGAAAAUGGUUGUCCCUGUGAUUAGUCAAUGUGGCCACAUUUUCUGAUAUCCUUGUAUUCUUCAGUACUUCCUUCAUGCAACAGAGAGUGAAGGAGAAGAAUUCAGAAAAUGCCCCCUCUGUGAAGAAUUAGUCUUUAAAAAGGCGCUGAAGUUCACUAAAGUAUUCAUCAAGCCUCCCCCUGAGGAGAACCAAACUAGAAGGUUUAGGCUCGCAUUCAGGGCUCAGGAAUCAAAUAUAGUAAAAUUUUACGAAGAGUCUGAUAAUAACGAGAGCCAGAAAUCAAAGUUUGAAAACCUUGAGAUCUUCUAUAACGAUUCUCAAGCCUAUAACAUCACCAGAAUCCGUGUUGUACAAGAAUUUGAAAAUAUUUUCCAAGAAUUCAAAGACCAGCUAACUGAGAGUAGCAAAGACUGGGAAAAUCUUGGAGACACACUCCAAGUUGAUCUCUGCCAACAAGGUUUUGACAUGUUAGAAGAGCUACAAAAAGAAUUGACUCAAGAACUUAUAAUCAUCCAUCAGCAAAGAGCUCUUGAUGUAAAUGAAAUGGAUGAAAUCGACCAAUCAGAAAGUCAAGAUUUAGAAACGAAUCCAGAAAAUCAAAAAUUGAACAGCUACAAAUCUGAAACAAAAUCUUGGUGCCUCGCUGAUACUCAAAGGAGACAGAAAUAUGAGAAAAUAGUCAAGGAAUCUAAAGGAAAUUAUUAUUUCUAUCAGCUAGAUGACGAGACAAAUUCCUUCCUUGACCCGCUGUGAAUGCGAGUUUUACUCAAAGAAUACGGAAGUUAUAAUAACCUACCUCUCAAUAUCAGCUCAAAAAUUCUAGAAAUUGAGGAAUUCAACAUGACUGAGCACUUGCGGGCUAAAAAUAAGCCGAUUUCACACUUAGGAAUCUCAGCCGAGUUCAAGUUCAUCGAAGUGGACAUGUCCCAUUUGGUCUCUUACAAGACAUAUGAGCACUUUGAGAAGCAAAUUCGAUCUAAGGAGAAUAUCAGAAAAAGAAGAAGGGAGAAAGAGAAGAAAUAUAUGGAAAAGGCAAAGCUGAUUGAUGAGAAAAAGCAUGAGUAUUACCUCAAGAAUAACAUCUCAGUCAACAUCAACUCAAAAUCACGCCAUAUCCCAGUGUGGGAUGCUGAGAAGACCAUUAAUGAUGACACCUGGUUUACCUUGGAUGGAAAGGAAAUCAAAAAUGACAAAAUUAACCAACCUUGGAAAGAGGAUGAUGAGAAUAACGAAGAAGAUAAAGAACCAACACCAGAGGUAGAAGAGAUAGCUAAAGAAGAUACAGAUGAUAACGUCUGGAACGACUUUGAAAUAACCCCUCAGGGAGAACCUGUGGAUGAAUUCCCAGCCUUGGGUGGGGGCCCACCUCAGGCACAGGAAAAGAUACCUGUAAUUAUAACAAAAUCUAGCUCUAAAUCUCAUCAGAAAAAAGUGAAAAAGAAACCUAAGCCCAAGCCUACAGAAGAAGAGGAGGGUUUAUUUUCAAAUACAGAAACUACAUUUACUAUAGAUCAGUUCAUGGUCUCAUCUAAGCCUAAAAGGAAUAAGAAUAAGAGAAAGGGAAGGCGGUAAGAUUAAUAAUUAUUAAAUUCAUUAUUUUUAA